Acomys russatus (golden spiny mouse) is the source of this 3031-nucleotide messenger RNA. It is a transcript of the gene Tbc1d30, whose product is annotated as TBC1 domain family member 30. The transcript is spliced from 13 exons. Gene Ontology annotation, cellular component: endoplasmic reticulum. NCBI's taxonomy places the organism in Eukaryota, Metazoa, Chordata, Mammalia, Rodentia, Muridae. Bases 217 to 2874 code for a protein of 885 amino acids. The record is from RefSeq and is a predicted model, not a curated record.
GCCAGGACACUCCAGAUGGUCAGAGUUUUAGGAAGGUUUUUGUGAAGCCUCGGGUCAGGUGGGAAGGCAGGAGGACUUGGGCGCCGCGCCCGCGGACGUGAAGCCGGAACUCCCGGCCCCGCCCACCAGUUGGCAUUUAGACCCCUGCCGGGUACUCUUUGCAGCCCGCGUGGCCGCGCCCUCCCGGAACUGGCGGGCGCCGCGGCGGUUCGAGCCAUGGAGGUCCUUCCCGUCGGAGGGACGAGGGACCCGCAGCAAGCCGAGGUGGCGGCGGGGCACCCGGCAAGCGAAGGCGACGAGGAGCCGCAGCCCCAUGGCCGCACCAGCCGCACCGCGUCCCUGGUGAGCGGGCUGCUCACAGAGCUCUACAGCUGCACCGAGGAGGAGGAGGUUGCAGCCGGCGGGGACCGUGCGUCCCGGGGUCGCCCCCCGCGCAGCGACAGCCUGGACAGCUCCACGGAGACCUCGGGUUCCGAGGUAUUCCUGGGCGGCCGCGGCGCGGGCGACUCCCGAGUGCUACAAGAGCUGCGGGAGCGGCCGAGCCUGCGCCUCCAGAUGCAGUACCUGCGGCGGAAAGACUGUGGCGAGCUGAAGACCAUUCUGCGAGAGCUCAAGUACAGGAUUGGCAUCCAGUCGGCAAAGCUGCUCCGGCAUCUGAAACAGAAAGACAGGUUCCUGCAUAAGGUUCAGAAGAACUGUGACAUCGUGACGGCCUGCUUGCAGGCUGUGUCCCAGAAGAGAAGAGUUGAUACAAAAUUGAAGUUCACACUUGAGCCAUCCUUAGGCCAAAAUGGUUUUCAGCAGUGGUAUGAUGCUCUCAAGGCAGUUGCCAGACUGUCAACAGGGAUCCCAAAGGAAUGGAGGAGAAAGGUUUGGCUGACCCUGGCAGAUCACUAUUUGCACAGUAUAGCCAUCGACUGGGACAAAACUAUGCGCUUCACUUUCAACGAGAGAAGCAACCCUGAUGAUGACUCGAUGGGAAUUCAGAUAGUCAAGGACCUGCAUCGUACGGGCUGCAGUUCCUACUGUGGCCAGGAGGCGGAGCAAGACAGGGUGGUGCUAAAGAGGGUGCUGUUGGCCUACGCCCGGUGGAACAAGAACGUCGGGUACUGCCAAGGCUUCAACAUCCUGGCUGCCUUGAUUCUGGAAGUGAUGGAGGGCAACGAGGGAGACGCACUGAAAAUUAUGAUUUACCUGAUUGAUAAGGUACUCCCUGAAAGUUACUUUGUUGAUAACCUCCGGGCACUGUCUGUGGAUAUGGCUGUCUUCAGAGACCUUCUGAGGAUGAAGCUCCCUGAACUGUCACUGCACCUUGACGCCCUUCAGAGAACGGCAAACAAAGAGAGUGGAGGCGGCUACGAGCCCCCGCUCACCAACGUCUUCACCAUGCAGUGGUUUCUCACGCUCUUCGCCACGUGCCUCCCUAACCACACGGUUUUGAAGAUCUGGGAUUCAGUCUUCUUCGAAGGUUCAGAGAUCAUCCUGAGGGUGUCGCUGGCUAUCUGGGCUAAACUGGGAGAGCAGAUAGAGUGUUGUGAAACAGCAGAUGAAUUCUACAGCACCAUGGGGCGCCUUACCCAGGAGAUGCUGGAGCAUGGCCUGCUGCAGAGCCACGAGCUCAUGCAGACUGUUUACUCGAUGGCCCCGUUCCCUUUCCCACAGCUGGCAGAGCUGAGGGAAAAGUACACCUACAACAUUACACCAUUCCCAGCCACAGUCAGGCCCACUUCAGUUUCCGGGCGACACAGCAGAGCCAGAGACAGUGAUGAGGAGAAUGACCCGGAUGACGAGGAUGCUGUUGCUAAUGCCGUGGGCUGCCUUGGACCUUUCAGUGGGCUCCUGGCCCCUGAGCUGCAGAAGUACCAAAAGCAGAUGAAAGAAGCGAGUGAGGAACAGACCCUGAGGUCAAACAACAUUGCCGAGCUGACCCCGGGAGCGAUCAAUUCCUGUCGAAGCGAAUACCACGCAGCAUUCAACAGCAUGAUGAUGGAGCGGAUGACCACGGACAUCAACGCCCUGAAGCGGCAGUACUCCCGGAUUAAAAAGAAACAGCAGCAGCAGGUCCACCAGGUGUACAUAAGGGCAGACAAAGGGCCGGUGACCAGCAUCCUCCCAUCUCAGGCAAACAGUUCUCCAGUGAUAAAUCACCUUCUUCUAGGGAAAAAGAUGAAAAUUACAAACAGAGCCUCCAAGAAUGCAGUCAUCCAUAUCCCUGGCCACACAGGAGGCAAAAUAUCUCCUGUCCCCUACGAAGACCUUAAGACAAAGCUCAACUCUCCUUGGCGGACUCAUAUCCGAGUCCACAAAAAGAACAUGCCGAGGACGAAGAGUCAUCCGGGCUGUGGGGACACCGUAGGGCUGAUAGAAGAACAGAAUGAAGGCGGUAAAGCCAGCAGCCUUGGGGCGGCUGAGGAGUGUUCCUCCGGUUGUGGGGCAACGCCUCACGGUCAGGGCAGCGGCCAUGAUGGUGGCACGCCUAGGACAAUCGAAGGGCAAUCUCCAGAGCCGGUAUUUGGCGAUGCUGAUGUUGAUGUGGCUGCAGUUCAGGUGAAACUAGAAGCUUUGGAACUGAACCAAAGGGAUGCCGCCGCCGAAACUGAGUCCAAGGUGCCCCUCCCCUGCCAGCGGCAUGCCCCAGAGUUAGCUGAUGCCCCUGGAGAAACCCCGACUGCCAGCAAACCUCCCUCAGGCGGCAACUCCAAAACCCCCAUCUUCAGCCCCUUUCCCAGUGUCAAGCCACUGCGAAAAUCAGCCACGGCCAGGAAUUUGGGGUUAUAUGGCCCUACAGACCGAACCCCAACCAUGCACUUCCCUCAGAUGAGCAGGGGCUUCAGCAAGUCGGGCGUCGGGAGCAGCAGCACCAAGAAGCGAUGAUUUCUCCCCGUCGCUCAGCGUCUAGACUCACGUGGCACGGUGGCGUAAGCGCGUCGGCCACACCCUUCCUGCUUCAUUUGUCUGGUGAAAACGAACCAAGAGGUUCAGAGCUGAACACCAACAGCCCCAGCCAAAUGGGAACUGCAAGUUUCAAGGC